CACUGUCCUACGGCAUGACGGGUCCUCUUGCACACGAGCCAGGCAGCGCCAUGGCUGGCCUUAAGUGGAUGGACUCCUGGGAGUUUUAGUCACUUUUACAAGAGCUUGACUCUAAUGUUGUAUAGUGCAGGAGAUGAUUUUGAAUCUUCUUUGCUAAGCUUUGAGAAUUUGGACAGAGCAUCACCAGACUUGUGGCCAGAGCAGUUGCCUGGAGUUGCAGAAUUUGCUGCAUCUUACAAAAAUCCCAUUACAAAUUCACCCCCUAAGUGGAUGGCUGAACUAGAGAGUGAGGACAUUGAAAUGUUGAAAGAGCUGGGCAGUCUGACCACCGCCAACCUGAUGGAGAAGGUCAAAGGACUUCAGAAUCUUGCUUAUCAGUUGGGUCUAGAAGAGUCCAGGGAAAUGACCAGAGGAAAGUUCCUGAACAUACUGGAAAGACCCAAGAAGUGACAUUUUUCGAGCAACAGGACUGACAUUUAAGAUGACAAAGCACUUCAGAUAUAUGUGCAUUAAUAUUUUCAGAAAGAUAUUUG
This is a messenger RNA of Gambusia affinis (western mosquitofish), 533 nucleotides long. RefSeq names its product lin-52 DREAM MuvB core complex component (gene lin52). The record is from RefSeq and is a predicted model, not a curated record. Bases 115 to 450 code for a protein of 111 amino acids. NCBI's taxonomy places the organism in Eukaryota, Metazoa, Chordata, Actinopteri, Cyprinodontiformes, Poeciliidae. Gene Ontology annotation, cellular component: DRM complex. The transcript has 6 exons. Gene Ontology annotation, biological process: regulation of DNA-templated transcription.